GUAUCAAUUUGAAGGUAAUUUUCGGUGUCUCCAUCUAACGCUUAAUUGUAUCGAAGUACAACAAUAGUGUUUAAGAGCGCACAAUCAUCUUUUAUCAUCUUUGGAUGAUAAGAGAGACUCUCUUUUUUCUGGAAAGUUGUUCAUUCAUUUGGCUACUUUAUUUGAUGUUAAUUGAAAGAUGAGCUGAGUUACACUUCUGAGAUGUUCAUUAUACUUAUUAAUCCGUUUAAUAGUAUUGCUUUUUUUGUAAAAUUAUUGUUACUUUUGUUAUUGUGUUUACCCUUCAACUCAAUUAAUUGUAUUAAAAUAGUGAAUCUUCAGGAAUCAAUUAGUGAACUCGAAGAUUAUGUUAAAAACUUGACUGCUCAACUACGAGAAACUGAAUUGCGUUUAUCUAAAGUCGAAGAUGAUUGUCAAUGUGGAUUGCAUUAUCAACAAUCAGAAUCCAAUAGAAAUAAUUUAAAUCAUAAAAUAUCUAUUGUCAAUUAUCAACUUGCUAAUCGUGUGAAUAAUAGUUCUGUUAAUUUAAAUUUAAACUGUUUAUCCUCAAAUGGCUCUGCAAUUGAAAAUGGAUCAAGUUGGACAUCAAAUUGUGAUACAUGUAAAUGUAUAAAUGGUUCAAUUGAUUGUAGGCGAGUCAAGUGUCCAUCACUCAAUUGUAAAUCAUCGUAUUAUUUAAAUGAUAAAGAUUGUUGUCCAGUUUGUCAUAAGAAGUGCUUAAAGGAUGGCAAAUACAUUGAACAUGGUGAUGUUUAUAUUAAAGAUUGUGUUAAAUGUGUUUGUGAAAGUGGAUCAUUAAGAUGCAAAAGGAUUAAUCCAUCCACUUAUUGUCCACCAUUGAAUUGUCCAGUUGAUAAACAAUUUAAAAAAGAUGGUGAAUGUUGUAAAUAUUGUUUAGAUUAUGAUUUUUGUGGCCAAGGACAUGAUUGUCAUCCAAAUGCAAGUUGUCACAAUUUAAAAACUGAAUAUACAUGUAAAUGUAAAUCAGGUUUUUGGGGAAAUGGUAAAGAUUGUCAUGAUGUUAAUGAAUGCCUUGAACUUGGUGGAAUCAAUGGUCACUUGUGUAGAGAUAAUUCAAAGUGUGUUAAUACAAAUGGAUCUUAUUAUUGUCAAUGUUUACCUGGAUUUAAGAGAAGAGACUCACUCAAUUGCAUCGAUAUAAAUGAAUGUGAAUCUGGUGGGAAUCAUAAAUGCAAUGAAAAUGCAGCCUGUAUAAAUACUGAAGGAAGUUAUUAUUGUAAAUGUUUACCAGGAUACACUGGAAAUGGAACUCAUUGUAAUCCAAUUUGCAAUAAAAAAUGUGCCAAUGGAGGUAAAUGUAUUGGACCAGAUAAAUGUUCAUGUAGAAGAGGAUUUUAUGGAAAUUAUUGUGAAAAAGAUAUUGAUGAAUGUUCAUUGAAUAUUCAUCAUUGUCCAGUAAACUCUGAAUGUAUUAACAAACCUGGUUGGUAUUACUGUCAAUGUCUGUCUGGUUAUACAAGUUUAAUUGAAAGAAACGAUUCCAAUUAUCAAUUGAAAUGUAUUGAUUUGGAUGAAUGCAAUGAAGGAAUAGAUACUUGUGAUGAAAACACAAUUUGUGUUAAUACUGAAGGAAGUUAUAGAUGUGAUUGUCCGUCAACUAUAUCAUCGUCAUCCCAAUCACAAUUACAAUCGCUAACACCGUCGUCUUCAUCAUCAUCAUCCUCUUCCUGUUCGCAAGACUGUGUCUAUCUCGGCCAAAGACGUUCACAUAAUGAAACAUGGGAAUCAGAAAUUGAUUCAUGUUCUCAAUGUUCCUGUUCUUCAGGAGUUACUAAUUGUUCAAAAUUAGAAUGUGAUUGUUCUAAUCCUAAUCAUGUUAAUAUUGAUUGUUGUCCUAAAUGUCAAACAACUGGAGAUUGUGUCGAUCAAGAGAAUGAUGAAUUGAAAUAUAAAAAUGGUGAAAAUUGGUUAUAUAAAUGUAAAUCAUGUCAAUGCUCGUUUGGUGAAGUUGAUUGUUAUGACAUCGAUUGUCCACCAGUACAGUGUAAUAAUCCAAUAAAAGGUGAAGAUGAUUGUUGUCCUCGCUGUGAAGAUGAUCCAUGUGAAGACUUGUCGCCAAGUUCAUUAACAGCUUCAUUUGACAGAAAAAUAUUUAAAUCAAAAUCUCAAUCUCAGCGUAAAAAUGUGACUCAAUAUAAAUCUCCUAGUUCAUCAUCAAGACCAAUAAUAAUAAUCAAACCUGGAAUCUCAAUAAACUCAACAAUCUCUCAUUACAAUAAACAUAAUCCUGGUUGUAUGUAUCUUGGCAAAUCUUAUGAAAAUGGACAAAAAAUUGCAAUUAAAAAAGAUCCUUGUGCUUCUUGUAAAUGCAAGAAUGGCCGAUUAUGUUGUAAAUAUUAUGCUAAUUGUAUCAAUGGCUCUUCAUCUGUAUUUAAUGAUCAUUUGAAUCAAUAUAAAGACAUGGAUUCUCAAAUCAUAAAUGAUAAUGAAAAUGAAAAUGAAAAUGAUGAAUUGGUUGAAACACCAUCAAAUGGAUCCUGUUAAUCAAAUGAAUGAUCAACUAGAAUCAAAUCAUCAUCUCAAUCAAUUGCAAUAAAUCCAAAAUAUUUGGUCAACUCUCAGUUUCAAAUAAAUUGAACAAAAGCCCAAGCUGGAACUACUCAACAAAAUCCAAUAGUGAUUGGCAACUAAAUGAUCAAGGAUAACUUUCAUGAAUCCUGGUUCAUCGAAAUCUAAAUAAACAAAUCUACUCAGAAAUUAUCGUCCAAUGCAACAGCCCUGAUCUGGAUCCUUUUGAUUUCACUUUCUGGGAUAUGCUCAAGGAAUCACCGCAUUAUCCGACUCAUUUGAAAAAGACCGUUGAAAAAAUAACACUACAAUCAGCAUUAUCAACAAUUUUGUAAACUCGAACUCGGCUCGAAUUGUUAGUCGAACUGUUAGUUAACUUUUGCUUUGAACCUUCAGCUAUAAAGAAUCAAAAUCGAACGAGUUUCGAUUAUUUUCUACCCACUUUAUAAUCCCUUUAUUUAGACAUAAAAUCUCCAUUCUUGAUACAAUUACAACAUUAACAGUUAACUAGGAAGGUUAAUUGUUAUCAAGAUUGUCAAAAUAAAGUUGUAAUCUUUUAAUUUAAUAACUCUUGCUUUGCUUGUG
Messenger RNA from Tetranychus urticae (two-spotted spider mite), 3114 nucleotides. NCBI's taxonomy places the organism in Eukaryota, Metazoa, Arthropoda, Arachnida, Trombidiformes, Tetranychidae. The record is from RefSeq and is a predicted model, not a curated record.